Molecule: messenger RNA, 1105 nt
Organism: Aspergillus neoniger CBS 115656
Lineage: Eukaryota; Fungi; Ascomycota; Eurotiomycetes; Eurotiales; Aspergillaceae
Exons: 6
Coding region: 95-1105 (336 amino acids)
Source: RefSeq, a predicted model, not a curated record
GUUACAUUGCACAACCCCAUCGGAAGAAAGACUCCUCACUCAUGUUGCCUUUUGCUCCUCCUUGAGGCUCAUUGCGCGUCAUCUGUGAAUCAGGAUGGGCCCCAGCGCCAAGGGGAAGGAGAUGAUUGUGAUUGUCUCCGUCCUGGUCGGCCUUGCGUGCCUCAGUAUGGCUUUACGAUUUGUUGCCAGAGUUAAGCGGCGCACUGGAUUCGGGGUAGAUGAUUGUCUCUGCUUCGUGGCUGUCAUAUUGAUGUUGGGGAUGUUGAUUGAGCUGAUACUGUGGUGUUUCAUUGGUGGGAAUGGCUACCAUUUCUCUGAUCUCGAUACUAGGACCAUUACAUUGUUCUAUAAAAUAUUCCUGUCUAGCCAAUUCACUUAUUUCGUCUUGACCCCGGUGAUCAAGAUCUCCUUAAUCUGUUUCUACCGCCGCCUCUUCACCACUAAACGCUUCCUUCGCUUCACCUUCUGCCUGAAUAUGCUCAUUACCGCAUGGUCUUCGGGUAUCUUCUUGGCCUGUGCAUUGCAAUGCCGCCCGCUUCGCGCCUACUGGGAUAUAAAUGUCAAGGGACGCUGCUUCAGCGCAACUACUUUCAUCAUUGUUAACCAGGCGUUCAACGUGGUCAUGGACUUUGUCAUUCUCGCAGUCCCGAUACCUAUGAUUUGGAGACUGCAUCGCUCAUGGCAGGAUAAGCUGGCGUUGAACGCCGUUUUCGCGCUAGGUGCAUUUGUGUGUUUCGCAAGUAUAUAUCGAAUAAUAGUUCUAUUCUACAUCGACCUGAAGGACGUGACAUAUACUAUCUACGACGCCACUCUAUGGACCCAUAUCGAGCCAUCUGUCGGGCUAGUCGUUUCCUGUCUCCCAAUCAUCCGCGGAAUGUUUCCACGAUGUACAUCGGCGGGUCACAAACAGCGGACAACUUCAAGUUUAGGGCAUUCUUCGACCGGCACAACUUGGUCUGGUGGUAUGGAUCAGGAGUGUUUUGAUGGCCGGAAAGGGCUACGAGGCGGGUGUGCAAUUGGGGGGAGGACCUGUCAUCGGUCUGGGAAUGCGAUUGAACUCGAAAAUAUAAGAGUAACAACGGACAUAGAGGUGCAGAUUGGGUGA